GCAACAAAACCUGCUCUUCUUUUAUGUGAUCGUUGAGAAACAGCAUAGCACAGGGAUUAGCAAUAGUAGGUUCCAUUACGUCUUAUGUGCAGUAAAACAGCGUUGUGGACGUGUGUUAUCUGUAUUGCGUCUGUUUUACAUUAGCUGAAGUGCUUAAAACGAAGUGACGCCUGUGCAUUUGGGAGUAAUUAAACUACCAAAUUCCCAAAGCGAAGUUUGCUGUAUCCUGAUCUGAUGCACGACAUUGAGGCCAUAGUUGACAGCUGGCUGUUUGUGACGGAGCUCCUGGUUGCUAUGGUUACCAGCCAGGUCGAAGCUCGUUUGCCGUCGGUGGGUGUCGGUCGCGACGCUGCCUCCUCGCGCGGGGACGCCAGAAGCUCGAGCGACGCCCGCCCGCCCGCUACCUACCUCCCUCGUCGGGCGUGUGAGCUGUUUGUCCGGGACACUCCACAGUGUUUCUGUGUGCGUGCCAACAUGUGAAGGACUGUCAUCUCUCUAGGCCAUGACAGCAGACGCAGCGACCACAAGAUUUUCUUGAACUACAGAGCUGAAUCGUGCAUCCGUUUAAGAAGUCUGUAUAAGAGAAAACGGGCGUGGUGAAGCAGCAGACGCCCAACGCAGUGGCUGAGAACUAUGUUCAAACACACAUGCGGUUGGUCACAGAGGCCACGUGGCAGUCCUGAGUGAUGACGUGAUGAAAGCGUCGCUAUUGGUGCUCCUCCUGGUGGCGGUGCGUGCGGUGAUAGGCGGAACCAACCGGAGCUUGUUGCCAGAUGACACCGAGCUUCUGGGCUCCUGCGUACCCACUGUUCUCGAGGGUGUGCUGCUGUCUGCGGGUAACCUGCCAGAUCGGGUAGUCAACCUGAAGCCUGUCGCCAUGCAAGCCGCUCAGGAAGUGGCAGGAGGGGUUCGUGACGUGGAGCGGUUGCUGAUGCUGAAGCUGAAGGAGCAUCGUGUGCUGACGGCCAUUGCCGUAUCUUUGUCCCGUCCACCAGAGAACGCUACCGUCAUCUACCGCUCUGGUGACGACAGCACCCGGGUCCAUCGGCUUAGCAAUUUGUCGUCUUUGGUGGAUACGACAUGGCGGACUGUGCUGGAUGCUGACUGGAACCAGAGUUCCAAGGCGUCUGACGUCACGGAGCUCUGGACGCCUCCGUUUCUGGACUGCCUUACAAGAAAAUGGCUUUUCGGUUACUCGGUCUCACUGCACAGGGGUGCGGCUGGCAUCUUCUUUCCAGUGGAUGAACAUCUUGACAUUCAUCAAUGUAAUGAGACUUUCAGCUCUAUAUUUGGAGGCGGACAUAGGUGUGACCAGGAUACAGCAGAGUGCGUGCCUGCCAAGGGCCCUGGGUUGCGACGGGGCUACACUUGCACGUGCCGGCUUGGCUACUUCUCCCAGGACUCGGAUCUCACCAAGCGUCACUUCCGGGGUGAAGAGGGAGACGCAGACGAGACACUCUACAAGUGCGUGCCUUGCCCCGAUGGAUGCGAUGUCUGUGGCGGGGACUCCCCGUGCAUGGCGCGUCACGACUACUUGCUGCGCACCGUGGUGCUGGGCGUCCAGAUCCUCUGCAUGUGCAUCACUGUCGUGCUCGCCAUUGUCGUCUUCAAGCAGCGCAAGUGCAAGACCAUAGCUUCCGGAAUGUGGACAGUCUUGGAGACGAUUCUUCUUGGAAUAUUUCUUCUGUACUCUACGGUCAUUGUGAGGUUCUUCGACCCCUCGGUGGAGCAAUGCCUACUGGAGCCCUGGUGUCGAGAGCUUGGUUUUGUUAUCUGCUACGGUGCAAUCAUCCUAAAGCUGUACAGGAUCUUGAUCGAGUUCCGCACUCGGAAGGCGCACCGCUGGGUGGUCCGCGACAAAGACCUGCUCAAGUAUUUGCUGGGGAUGGUGCUCGUGGUGUUUGGGUACAUGGCCGCGUGGACAGUCACUAACCUCAACUUCAUACAGGAGAACUACGACGUUCUGACUGUGGGAACCACUUACGAGGGGCUGCAGUUCCUCGCCUGCAAGGCCCUGUGGUGGGACUACGUCACAGAGACAGGUGAGAUCCUGAUCUUGGUGUUUGGGAUCCACCUGAGUUACGCAUGUCGGAACGCCACGACGCAGUUCCAGGAGCGCCGGUUCCUCUGUUUCGCCAUUAUAGUGGAGGCCACAGUGAGCGGCGCUUUCUACGUGCUGCGCAUCCUGUACUCCAGGUCACUCCACCCAGAUUUCAGUUUCCUUGCUUACUUCACACGCAGCCAGCUCACCUCCACCGUCGUAUUGCUUGUCAUCUUCACUCCUAAGCUGUGGUACCAACACAAGCAAGUGACAGACUCCCGAGGGAAGAGACACUACGAAUACUCUUGUCCAAUGCCUGUGGACGCUUUCAAGCCACGAGAUGGCAUCACUGGGACCAACAGUAGUGACGUGGAUGUUGGGGAAAUUAACUUGGCCGAUAUGAACCCAGAAGACAUUAGGGCGGAGUUAAAGCGGCUCUACACGCAGCUUGAAGUGCUCAAGAACAAGACUAUCCGGGCAGACAACCCACAUAUCUCCAAGCGUCGCGGUGGCCGCAAGGUGGCGCACCGCCGCUUCUCACUCCAG
Molecule: messenger RNA, 2587 nt
Organism: Cryptotermes secundus
Lineage: Eukaryota; Metazoa; Arthropoda; Insecta; Blattodea; Kalotermitidae
Gene: smog
Product: probable G-protein coupled receptor 158
Biological process (GO): G protein-coupled receptor signaling pathway
Cellular component (GO): membrane
Molecular function (GO): G protein-coupled receptor activity
Source: RefSeq, a predicted model, not a curated record